AUCUUUGGCUUCUACAUCCAAUUAUUUACUUGCUUAAUUUUAUUCAUCUGAAUUAUUUUUUGGUGUAAGAAGAAUGUUUCGCCGCAAAAAAAAAAAUCUGAUCCGACAUCAUUAGAACAAAAAAAAACAUUGGCGUUGAAUAUAAGCUGCUUCUCUUGUUCUUCUUCUACCUUACGCUUCUGACUGUUAUUAGAGACUAUGUAAAUGGCUGAUUCCGAGACUCCGUAUCACCCCGACCCUGAGGAUCUCCGGCGUAUACCAGUCGAUCUCUUCGCUUCCAAAAAGCUUCCCGGACUUUCCUCCGGCGAUCUCGGAUUUGCCGAUUCUUCCGAACAUCUCGUCUUCAUCCUCCGCAAAUCUUCUUCCUCCUUGAAAUCUCUCCUUGAUUCCUCCGGAGUUCCUCUCUUCUCCAUCUCUCGUCUCCACAAUGGAGUGUGGGAAUUACAUAAAGGAGAUGUGGAAAAGCGUAAGGAUUUGGUUCUAACGGUGAAGCGGACAUCGAAAAGAUUCAGUAAGACAGAGUCAGAGGUCUCUUUUGCUGGAGAAUCGUCCGAAAAUCUUGUUAUCAAAGGUGUUCCCUUUCAGAAAUCUUGUACCAUUUAUAGUCAAGAUUCCAUUGUUGCACAGACGAGUUUGAUGUACAAGCUGAGACAGAUUUACGUAGGGAGAAGCAAGUUCCGGUUAACGAUAUUUCCUGGAUCCAUCGAUCAUUCACUAGUAGUCGCAAUGGUUGCCAUAUUUCUUCAAGGAUGAAAGUGAAACAUCCUCGAUUUAUUUUCUCAGUGUAAAGAAAAAUGUAACACAGAAACAAAAAGGCAUUUUAGUACAUUGCAUUUUUAAUGCCUUUUGAUUCAAUCGGCUCACACGUGAAUUGUAUUAUCUAUCACAUGAAUAUUGAGAUAUACUAAGGUCUAAGGUUAAAUCUUUUUUCAGAACAAAUUUGCAAGCUCAGCUGGAAA
Molecule: messenger RNA, 959 nt
Organism: Arabidopsis thaliana (thale cress)
Lineage: Eukaryota; Viridiplantae; Streptophyta; Magnoliopsida; Brassicales; Brassicaceae
Product: LURP-one-like protein (DUF567)
Exons: 3
Coding region: 205-753 (182 amino acids)
Source: RefSeq, marked reviewed